AUGCAAAUUCCACUUUAUAAAAGUGUAACAAAGCUUUGGGAUGCAUGGAAUCUCAGAGGCUUUGUUCUCUUAAGCCUAUGUCUACAAACUCUCUUAGUCCUUUUUGCUCCUUUUAGAAAACGAACUGCCAACAAAUUAGUGAUCAUCAUCAUCUGGUCGGCCUACUCGCUCAGCGAUUGGGCCGCGACCUUCGCCAUCGGACUCAUGAGUAGUAGUUCUUCAUCUUCAGGAGUAAAAGAUGAUCAUAAUCAAUAUCAUGAUGUUUCUGAUUCCCUCAAAGGAUUUUGGGCACCAUUUCUUCUUUUUCACCUUGGAGGUCCAGACAAUAUCACAGCUUUUGCUCUCGAGGACAAUGAACUUUGGCUAAGGUACCUUCUAGGUUUCGUAUUUCAAGUUAUUGCAGUUGGUUAUGUUUUCAUUCUAACACUUGAUAAUCAGAAUAACAACAACAAACUAUGGAUUCCAACAAUCCUCAUUUUUGUUGCUGGAAUUAUUAAGUGUUUCGAGCGGACACGCGCUCUAUAUCUUGCAAGCGAAGAUAGAAUCCGGAAUUCUAUCAUUAUAGGCAAAAACAAUUUGCUUAGAGAAUUCAGUUUCAAUCGGAAUUAUUCAAAUCACCAUGGCCAUAAAAUUGAAUUGAUCCAGUCUGCUUUUAACUUCUUUGGAAUUUUCAAAGGGCUUCUUGCUGAUGUCAUCCUCACACUUAAAGACAGGAAGAAUAUCCAACAGUUCUUCCUAAGUACUAAUGCAGAGGAGGCUUACCUGGUAAUAGAAGCUGAGCUCAAUUUCAUUUAUGAUGCUUUUUAUACCAAAGCUGUUGUUGUUCAUACCAAGAAAGGUUACAUUUUCCGAACCAUUUCGAUGGGUUUGCUGAUGAUUAGCCUUAUAUACUUCUCUUUGAUUGAAAAACGUGAUUUUAUUCACAAAUCUGAUGUUCAUAUUACCUAUGUUUUGCUUGUUGAUGCACUAUGCCUUGAUGCAAUAGCGCUUCUAAUGCGAAUCCUUUCUGAUUGGACGGUUAUGGCUUUCGAAAACGAAUCUUCAUCCUUUCUUGCAAAAUCGCUCCAGAAUUUCAUUUCUUUUAAAUGGUUCAGUAGGUUUAGAUCAUAUACUUCAAUAGAGCAUGGAAGCAAGUACUAUUUGGUAAUGGUUAUGCGAUUUCUAUUUCGUCGGUGGUCUGAAACUGUACCUGGGUUUAGCUUUACAAGCUAUAACCUAAACAAAACUCAAAGUUUUGGUCUUAGUGAGAACUUUGUAUACGGGUUAGUAUUUAAAAACAUAUCCAACAACAACAAGCCAUUGACUAUAAACCAGUGGCGUAUAAUCUUUCUUGAGCUCCACCAGAAAUCAUUGGCUACCGGCGAUAAUCUGGAAACUGCCUGGAAUAUAUUUUUAUCUAGAGGAGAAUGGGUUCUAGAAAAAUACAAUAGCAAUUUAGAUAGUAAUAUUUUGGAAAUAUUGUUGUCGAGUGUCACAGAUGGAGAUGGAGAUGGUGAUUAUGAUGAGAGCAUUAUGAUGUGGCAUUUCGCUACCGAGCUUUGCUAUUACACUGAAGAAGAAGAUCAACAAGACCAUGAUCAUGAUUAUGAUCAGUAUAGGGAAUGCAGUAAGCUUAUAUCGGAUUAUCUGCUAUAUCUUUUGGUCAAGAAGCCUAAAAUGAUAUCUUCAGUGGCAGGUAUUGCCAAGGGGAAAUUCCAGGAAACUUGUGAGGAGGCUACCAAAUUUUUUGGGCAAAAAGAGCUGUCAUCUCCUGAGGAAUAUUACAUACGAGGCUAUGAUCGAAUAAUUGCAUGGACAGAAGCAUCGGAAGAAAUACCAUCGAUGUCGAACAAUUUCCAGUUUGAGGGAGGGUCUGUGUUCUCUGGUGCAUGUUGUCUUGCCAAAACAUUGAGAGAGUUGGGGAACAAGAAAUGGGAGAUAACAUGCAAAGUAUUAGUGGAGAUGUUGUGUUAUGCUGCAAGUCAUUGCAGGGCUCUUAUCCACUACCGACAAUUAAGUGAAGGUGGACAACUCCUAACUUUUGUUUGGUUGCUCAUGAUUCAUUUUGGUUUGUGGGAGAUCUAUCAAACAAGUGAGAGAAGCUCAAAACCUGAAUAA
Ziziphus jujuba (common jujube) is the source of this 2097-nucleotide messenger RNA. RefSeq lists its product as uncharacterized. The record is from RefSeq and is a predicted model, not a curated record. The transcript has a single exon. Lineage: Eukaryota; Viridiplantae; Streptophyta; Magnoliopsida; Rosales; Rhamnaceae. Bases 1 to 2097 code for a protein of 698 amino acids.